ACCUCGACACAAAAAGUAAAGUGAAUUGGGCUUCAUAGACAUGGCCUAAUUACUAGCAUUCUGUUAUUGUCCAAAAAGAAAGUUAGCAUUUUGUUUGAGGAGCCUCUCGCGCGCAGCCAUUUGCGGCAGCAAACGAGCUCUUGUUGCAGGUGGAAUCAAGGUAUUUGAUAGAUAUUCAAGUAGGUAUCUUUUGUUGUGUUUCUGGGUGAUAAUGGGUGUGAAUGAAAUUAAUGAUAGUGCUUCAAGCUCAAAAAAAGAAGCAGAGCCGGAGAUACCUCAGAUUCAACCUUUUAGAAUGCCUAGUAUGGAAGAGAUACGUGCCCAAGAAGUUUGGGACAAUUGUGCUGUUCGCAGUGUUGCAAGUGGAGUCUUAGGAGGUGGGCUUGGGUUGUUCAUGGGUCUGUUACUAGGUUCAUUGGAUAAUCCAUUAAUGCAAGAUCAGAUGACUGGAAGGGAGCAGUUUAUUUAUACUGCAAAGCAAAUGGGGCGAAGAAGUUGGAGUUCUUGUAAAACGUUUGCAGUUAUGGGAUUGGUUUUCUCAGCUGCUGAGUGCAUCGUUGAAAAGGCCCGGGCAAAACAUGACAUUACAAAUACUGUUGUUGCUGGGUGUGUAACUGGAGGUUCAAUGUCUGCAAAAGUGACUCAGCCGGGCAGGUGGAAGUCAAGUGAGGAAGAGUCUCACUUUUCUGCUCAGUUGUUCAGCAUAUUGGAUCUUACCGUGCAUGUGGUCCAAAAGCAGCAUGUGCUGGUUGUGCUGGAUUUGCUGCAUUCUCAGUGGUGAUAGAGAAGUUCCUAGAAAGACAUACUUGAUACAUACCCUGCUCUGGUUUUUCAGAUGCUAAUACUUUUGGGUUCGGAAAAGACAAUUAGCUUGCCAAUGAAACUUGCAUUUUUUAUCCCCAUGCUAUAAUAUUUAAUCCAAAUUUGUCUUCAGUUAAAAAGGGUAAUUCCAUCAAGAUAUGAAUACUCGAUAAUACUUGGAUUUAGGGCAUUUCAUCGGUGUUCUUCAUAUUGAUGAUAUCAAAGAUAUCCGGAGACAUGAAUUUUACCGGAGAAACAUCAAGUAGGGAUGCUUCUCUAACAUUAUACUUAUAAAUCUUGUUGACAGGUUGUUCAGGAGCCUGUAUCUGGCAGUUAUAACACAUUUGUAAGGCAUGAACCAUUUUGGAGGUGCUGAAUACUCUAGGCUAAGGAAGCUGGAGCUUUCCUUCAAGUUUUAAAAACAGCUGUCAUCCUGCUAUUCAUACAUAUAUUCUUAAACAGAUUUCAGAUUCACCUGAUGCUGGGGAGUUUGAUUUCAUCACUGUAUCUUCUGGUUUUGGCUUUUGGAAAGAGCUGCUGCCCAGAGAUUGAUCAUAGUGGCAUAUGAUAAUUGAUGUUUUAUUUUUUAUUUUUUAUUUUUGCUUUAUUUUCCCCUCGUUCUUGUAGUUCUUCCUGAAAAUUUUGUCCUAUCUUCCACUUGCUCUUGGUGGGUUGCAUGAUGGUUCAUUUGAUUUUGUUUUCACUUGCUAAUUAGUAGGUCAAGUCGACCAUAAUUUUAAGUCUUUAAUGUUUUGCAAUAAUUUCUGGUUGUUCAAAUUAUUGUAACACGAUCAUAUGCUAGUUAUUAUUAUUUUUAUUAGUGA
Ricinus communis (castor bean) is the source of this 1625-nucleotide messenger RNA. Its product is annotated as mitochondrial import inner membrane translocase subunit TIM22-4. The coding region runs from base 212 to 781 and encodes 189 amino acids. Gene Ontology annotation, cellular component: TIM22 mitochondrial import inner membrane insertion complex. Gene Ontology annotation, biological process: protein insertion into mitochondrial inner membrane. Gene Ontology annotation, molecular function: transmembrane protein transporter activity. The transcript has 6 exons. Lineage: Eukaryota; Viridiplantae; Streptophyta; Magnoliopsida; Malpighiales; Euphorbiaceae. The record is from RefSeq and is a predicted model, not a curated record.